Messenger RNA from Phymastichus coffea, 9348 nucleotides. It is a transcript of the gene SK, whose product is annotated as small conductance calcium-activated potassium channel protein. Gene Ontology annotation, cellular component: neuron projection; neuronal cell body; plasma membrane. NCBI's taxonomy places the organism in Eukaryota, Metazoa, Arthropoda, Insecta, Hymenoptera, Eulophidae. The record is from RefSeq and is a predicted model, not a curated record. Gene Ontology annotation, biological process: potassium ion transmembrane transport. The transcript is spliced from 13 exons. The coding region runs from base 345 to 3692 and encodes 1115 amino acids. Gene Ontology annotation, molecular function: small conductance calcium-activated potassium channel activity; calmodulin binding.
UGGAACAGCUGCGGCGUCGCGCGGCAGCUCUCCUGCGCCUCUCCGCCAAACAAUAAAAAAAGAAAGGCCAACGAAAGGAACGAACAGAAAUCCAACGACGAUGCUGCUCGAGUGUCGCGUGUGGUUGUUGUUAUUGUGCUAGUGCCUGUAUGUAGGGGAAUAAUUUUUGUUUGUUUUGUUUGUCGUUCGUUUUUCGAAAAAAUAAGACGGUGCGAUCGAGGCAAGUGUAAAGAUUUGACAAGAGAGGAUAGGAGCGAGGGCGAGCGAGAGCCGACCAUGUGACGCACCGCCAGCGGGAACAAUGCACGAGGGGAGAAGGGCGUCGUUCUGAGUGCACGCAGGCGAUGAGCGUGGGUGGCGUGGAGGGCGGCGGUGGCGAGCUGCAAGAAUGCGGCGCGGGCAGCGAAUACGGAAGUGGCAGCGAAGAGACGGCGGCAUUACUGAGCCGGCCGAGCGUGACGCCGCUGGUGGUGGCGCCGCAGGCGGUGGUCGUGCUCGGCCAGGCCUCGUCCUCGUCGUCGGGCAGCCUCGCCACCGCGCCGCCCGCGGGCGCGCCAGCCACGGCGACGGCGGCGAGCGGCGCCGCGGCUAGCGGCUCCACCUCCAGCGGCAAGCCCGUGCUGCAGCGCCAGGACCGAGCCACCUACCUCGUCGCGUCGCCGCAGCUCUCGGUCUCGGGCCUGGGUGGCUCCGAGGAAAGCGGCACCGGCGUCGACGACCCCGCCACCAGGUCCGUGCCCGACAUCGAGUUGCAGUGUCGGCUAGACGAGCAGCAGCAGCAGCAGCAGCAGCAGCAGCAACAGCAGCAGCAGUCCGCCAUGCACGCCACCAUGCACUUGGUCUGUCAGUCGGCCUAUCACCGGCCUCGACAGAGCCACGCGCAUUACCGGUGCCGUUGCGACCGGAGGGACUCGCUCGCGCCCUCGUCCGUCUUGCAUCUGGCGAGGAGUGUCUCCAGCAUCUGUUCGACGUGUUCCAGAGAGAGCGUACGAAGUGGCGGUCACCACUGUUGUCCAUGCCAGGCAGCCGCGUCGUCGUUAUCAGCCAACGUGGUAAGCGGUGGUUACGGAUGGAGCGGCGGCGGUUCUGGAAGCAAUUUGCCACCCGCGGUCUUGGUCACAUCCUCGCCGACGGCGCGCAUGAUACGCCAAAGUUCGCAACCGGAAGCAGCAGCAGUGACGAUCGGCGGUGGUGUUGGCGGUAGCUGUUGUUGCACGAGCUGCAGCUGCCACCUGCACGCGGGCGGCGUAGGCACGAUAACGCCCUCGGCCGCCUCGUUGCGGCAGCUGCGCGAACCAGGCGACGGUAUUGCCGGUAUUGCCGCCGACUCCCUCAGGAUCAAUGGUGGCAUUCGUCAAUUCCGGCAGACCCCCUCGACAAAACCCAACAACCAACCAAACCGGAAGCAGUUUCCAUGGUGGUGCAAGUCGUCGUUCACCACAGCAACGACGACACCACCACAACACAGAGAACAGCAACAGCAGCUACAGCAACAGCAGCUACAGCAGCAGCAGCAGCAGCAGCAGCAGGCUGGUGGAUCGGCUUCGGGCGGCAGUUCAGGCUCUGGUGGUGGCCAAGGUGUUCUACUAUGUCCACGUACUUUGGCACAGGCGAGGCGCUCGAGGCUUCGACGUGCACUCACCGAAGCUACUGCCGAGACUGUCAACUACGUUAAAUCGCGUGCCGUCGAUAUACAGGCAAAUCUGCGGAAGCCGGCGUCGACGCUCUCGAUCCCGGGCGCGAUGAAGAGCAGCAGCAUGGGCGGCGGCGGUGGUGGUGGUGGUGGGGUUGGUGGCUCGGUGAACGAAGAUGCGUCCAUAGCACUGGUCGGCGUCCACUCGGAAUAUCCACGUGGGGUCGACGAUCCACGUGGCAUUGGUACUGGCGGUGGUGUUGUUGCUGGUGGUCCCGGUGGUAUGCACAAGUGUACAUCUGGCAGCAUCGGCGCCGCAUCCAAGCACAAGCCGAACGUUGGCUAUCGACUGGGCCGACGGAAGGCGCUGUUCGAAAAACGAAAACGCAUCAGCGAUUACGCCUUAGUCAUGGGCAUGUUCGGCAUCAUCGUCAUGGUCAUCGAGAACGAACUGUCCAGCGCCGGGGUCUACACCAAGGCCUCUUUCUACUCGACUGCUCUGAAAACCCUGAUCUCUGUGUCGACUGUGAUACUUCUUGGCCUCAUAUUUGCUUAUCACGCUUUGGAAGUUCAGUUAUUCAUGAUCGAUAACUGCGCUGACGACUGGCGUAUCGCAAUGACAUGGCAGCGUAUCUGUCAGAUAUCGGCGGAGCUGGCAAUAUGCGCCGUACAUCCGAUACCCGGUGAAUACUACUUUCUAUGGACAACCAAAUUGGCGAACAAGGGUGGUGAUAUUGGUUCAAUCUGGGUACCAUACGAUGUCACUCUCUCGUUACCAAUGUUCUUUCGACUCUACCUCAUCUGCCGUGUGAUGCUGCUACACUCCAAAUUAUUCACCGAUGCAUCGUCGAGGAGUAUAGGAGCAUUGAAUCGUAUCAAUUUCAACACCAGAUUCGUACUCAAAACACUCAUGACCAUUUGUCCGGGCACUGUUCUACUUGUUUUUAUGGUAUCGCUGUGGAUCAUCGCAUCCUGGACGCUGAGACAGUGCGAAAGGUUCCACGACGACGAGCACGCGAAUUUGCUCAACGCCAUGUGGCUCAUCGCCAUCACCUUUCUCAGCGUCGGCUUCGGCGAUAUCGUCCCGAAUACCUAUUGCGGACGUGGUAUUGCCGUCUCUACUGGCAUGAUGGGUGCCGGCUGCACAGCUCUGCUCGUCGCAGUAGUCUCGAGGAAACUGGAAUUGACUAGGGCGGAGAAGCACGUUCACAAUUUCAUGAUGGACACACAGCUGACUAAGAGGCUGAAAAACGCAGCGGCGAACGUGCUGCGCGAGACGUGGCUGAUCUACAAGCACACGCGGCUAGCGAAACGUGUUAAUCCAGGCCGCGUGCGCACCCAUCAGCGCAAGUUUCUCUUGGCCAUUUACGCAUUACGCAAAGUGAAGAUGGACCAACGUAAGCUCAUGGACAAUGCCAACACCAUCACGGAUAUGGCCAAGACGCAGAACACGGUGUACGAGAUAGUGUCGGACAUGAGCAGUCGUCAGGACGCGCUGGAGGAGCGGCUGGCCUCGGUCGAGGACAAGCUGAGCGCGCUGCAGGACCAGCUGGAGCUGCUGCCGGACGCACUGGCGCGCUGCAUGGCCCAGCACACCGAGCGCAUGGAGCAGCGCCGGAACUUCCUGCACCCGGACACGGCCGCCGGGAGCCUCGCGCCCACCCCAGCGAGCGGCGUCGCCGGCUCGCUGCUGGGCGGCAGCGUCGCCCCCACGGCCACGGCCUCCAGCUUUCCGGGCUUCGCGCCGAUCGGCGCGAGCGGCGCCGUGGUCGCGCCGAGCCUGCAGCAGCAGCAGCAGCAGCUGCAGCAGCCGCUGCUGCCGCACUCGCGGAGCGGCCCCAGCGUGGUCGCCUGCUCCAACCCCUGGCCGCAGUCGCCGGUGCUGCCGCCGGUGUCGAGCAGGACGCCGCACCUGGUGCCCGACACGGGCCGCCAGUCGUCGAGCAGCGCCUCUUCGCAGCCCGUCUCGCGGCAGCACUCGUCCUCGUCGCAGUCGCAGCAGCAACAGAUGUCCGGGCUUGGCACGAGCCAGGGCUCCGACACGUCGCCCCACAGCUGAGCCUCGUCGCUGCAGCCGCAGCACUCUUAUUGAAACCGUCUGGAGGAUUGCCUCGGGUGCAUCGUCGCGCUUCUUUCCGUAUUUCCGGAUGAUCGGACUCGUCUCGAGCUUCGGUUCGCAUCGUAUUUUUGUAACGCGCUCGGGAGCGUGCCAGGCGACAAAUGUGCUGCUUUUCGCUCGGUUAACCCGUCUGGGACUGCGUUAUCUUUCUUUGUAACGAUCUAUUUUUCACCCGUUCCUUCGUGUCUUCUGUUCUCGUGUCAACUAGGCAUAGACCUACAUUCUUUUCCUUGCCGAUGAGUAUUGGACUCAUGUACAUAAACAGUUUUGUAAGAAAAUGACGCGAGCGAAAAUGCAACGGCAAAAAAACAUGGGAAGUGAAUUCUUACGAUGCACACGUGCGCGAAAAUUCUCCGACCUGCUGUGAAGCUGCCAACCUGCCCAAUUUGCGUGCCUGAUCGACGUAUAAUGUAAGGACAAAAAAAAAGCAAAGUGCACUAGCGGAAAACAAGAAAGAAAAAUAAACGAGAGUACGCGACGCUCGAAACUAACGCCGCUAUUGCUCGACAACGAUUCCACGAGUUCGUGAACGUGUGCGAUUAUUUGUACGAAAAAUAAAUACUACGAAGCAUACAUGAUCAUGUAAAUGACGAUAAAGGUGAGAAUUAACUGAGGACGAAGAAGAGAAAACGACGAUGUGUGAAUCUCUAGUGUAAAAAUAAGACAAAAAGUGCACCUAGGGUUAUAUAAUUCAUUAUCUUUUCCCGUGAGUAGAUGAUACGUUGAUUAUAAUUGGGCUAAUUGGGCUUGGGAGUGCGUACAUAUCAUCCAAAGUAAACAGCCAAGUUUCGUUCGGGCAAGUCGCCGAAGACGUGCCCGUCUGGAUGCUAUCGAGACGUUCAAUAGUACGCACGCCUCCAAGCGUUCAAGAGUAAAAACUAGUCCUACGCGAUUCCGUAGAAUUGUUAUCGUUUUAAAGACCGUAUCGCGACGUCAAAUACUUUGCAACAAGUCGACUGCAAGCUGUAUAUAUUUGUUUUGCUUAUCGACGAGAUAUCGCGCUGCGCGAAAUUCCAAAUUUCUACGAUUGCUCCAUAGUGAAAGCCAAAGGUUACCUUAUUUCAAACUAUAUUCGCGACAUAUAAAUUUUUAAAUUCUCUAUCGCUUUGAAACUGCGCAGGUGAAAAGAGCCGACUAUUUCUUAUUAAAUGCCACUGCACGACAACUAUCGAGAAUGUCUUCUCGAGAACCUUCUUCUCCUUCCUGAUUAAAUUGCGCUCUCUUUAGCCCCUGCUCCGCCCCCCUGAAGCAACCCUCCCUUAUGGCGCGCUAGUAGCUGUGGUCGUCAUUGUCCUUCUCUAUCUUCCUCAUCGCAUUUCAAGUGAACUUGAAUAGAUUGGAACGUGACGCGUUGAAACAAAUAGUUUAUCGAUCCAAAUCUCGCAGCAUCGCCUUUUCGGCCGUUUAUUGUAGUCCACACUAAUUUCUCGGUUUUUUUUAUUUUUUAACCAUUUUAAUAUUGCACAUGAAAUAGUUGGCCUCUGGAACUUUUAACAAUACAAACAAGCACGUUGGGGCCUACAUUUAUUCAUUCAAGCGAAAAAUAAAAAGAAACUGUCGAUGUCGUUUUGUCCGUCACUGUUCCGAAAAAUAUAAUAAAACGUUUGCGAACCGACUCGCAAAAUUUCAUGGCGAAACGGGACCAAAAUACAAAUUCGCUGAAGACAGAGUGGUUUGAAAAAAAUUUGUAAGAGAAAAAAAAAACAAGAAAAAUCUAGAAUGACAUUUUAUUCGAUAGUUCAAUUUCAACAAUGAUACAGAACUAAUAUUAAAUUCAACAAAUAAUUUAUCAAAUUAUAUUGGCAUUCAAAGUGCUUGAGAAAAUGCAUGUUUCUAUCUUGGAUGAAAUGAUUUUCUAGAUUUGCGACGAACGGCUGAGUUUUCAAUUCUGUCUUUUCAAUCUCGUAGAAGACGUACUGGACAUGACAACCACGCGCAAUAUUUUUAUAUAGAUAUCUUGAAAGUGCAUUAUAGUGCCAGGGAGACCAUAUGCCAACUAUAAUAGGUAACAAAAAUGAAUGAGAUUUACGGAAUAAAAACAAUCUCAAUUAUUAACUUCAUUUCUAAAAUAAUGAAAUUAGAAAUGAACUAAAAAUCAUAGCAAAUUAUUCAAAUUAACGUGGUAUAAUAUCUUAUUAACACGGCUAGUACUCACUCAAUUUCAACAAUAAUAUAAGCGUAAAAACACGUCGAGCCAUCAAUUUUGAAUGCACAUCAUUAGCUUGACUUGUAAAUAACAAGAAAUUGUUGAAAAUUAUUAUAAUUUUUCGCGCAACAGUAUUUGUAUGUAUGCGUUCCCUGUAAAUAUGCCAAAUAUAUAUGAAAUAGUUCAUCUUAUCGUCUCGGGUUUAAACAAUUUUUCAACUUCGUAAACAAACAUUAAAAACCAUUAGUAUGUUAUUUGACAUUUUAAUUAUCAUAGUUAUAUAUUUUAAUAAUACUAUAUCAAACGUUUCUUACGCUGUGAAUGUCUUUUUUCGGCAAAAUAAAUAUAAAUUUUAUCACAUCAAUUUCAUGACAUGUAUUAAAAAGUCACUUGUUACAUAAUAUUUAUUAUCAGAACUAGUCACUAUGCCGCCAACGUUUUCCUAUGCUUGCAGGCAAGUCCACUUAAUGGCAUUGUCCACUUAGUAUGUGAGCUAGUAAAAAAAUAGUUAAAGGCAAGCUACUAAUGAUUAAAUACAGAAUCGAAUAUGACAGUUGUUAUUAAAUAAAAAUAUUGCUCUGUUUAAAAAAAUUUUUUUUAUAGUAAAUAUGUUCGGUCUGUUUGAUUUUUCUACAUAAAAGUGAGAAUUCAAUAAUUAGUAAACAGUAUUAUAAAUAAUUAACUUUAUUAAAAAAACAUUUUGAUUAGAAAAAAAAUAAUAAAAAACAGAUAAUGCUUUUUUAGGAAUAUCAAAAUUGAGGAAAUCGUGAACGAUAACAACAAAGAAAUGCCGUCGGUAGCCUUUGAAUAAUUAAUUUAGUCUUUUUAUGAAGUAUUGAUAUCUACAUAAUACGUGAAACUGGUUUUACAUAAGUUUUUAACACUUCACGCUGGCGAAAUAUUACAUACUAUUAUCACUAUAUAUCACCUACGAAAAACCUACAUAUUACAUUAAAACCUAUCAAAGUGUAAUAUGGCUUAUACACUAUGCGCGGACAAAAGGAAGCUGUCGAAUAAUAAAUGAAGCGGUAGGUACAUUUGAAUAGAAUUUAGGUAUAUAUAUAUAUAUAUAUAUAUAUAUAUAUAUAUAUAGAUUGCAACAAUUCAUAGUAAGUGGAAAAUACGAAUAAAGCAUAAUUUUGUUGAUAACGGAACAGAAACAGAUAUAGGAAAAAAUAAUUAUAUUAUACACACGUGACAUUAUUUCAGUGAUUUAUACAGAGAAAUUAAAUGAUAAACUAAAGUAAAUUGACAAUUAGGACUAAAAAUAAAAAAUAUACAUAAAUAUAUUUACAAUUACCGUUGUUGUUAUUACUAUAUUAUAAAAGAAAAACGAAUAAAAAAUGAUAUUACGACUAUUACAUUAGUUACGUACCAUAGAGACACGUAGAGUUAGACGUAGAAUAUACAUUUCGACGAUUUGACUACUGUAUAUUGAUCAAAUGAAAAAUUAAACUAAACAACAACCAAAACAAGAUGGAAGAGAUAUUUAUCGAAAAAACGAUAUAAUUCAUUAUUAAAAAAGACAAUGCAGCUACAUUAGUUGUUCGACGUAAAUAUGGAAAAAAAUGACCAAUCGUUAAAAACUCAGAUUCUUAUACAAAUAAAUAUAUGUAUGUAUGUAUGUAUGUAUGUAUGUAUGUAUGUAUGUAUGUAUGUAUGUAUGUAUGUAUAUAUAGACAUACAUACUCCAUAGGCGAAAGCACUUUUACAUGAGUUUUUCAUUGAAAGUAUAUAUAUAUUAUACAUAUACCUUUUUAAGGAAAAUAUAAUAGAAAAAUAUAAUAGUUCGAGCGAGACAGCGAGGUGUUUCGCACAUGUUUAGGCACUCUAAGAGAGUAUUUAACGACAACCGAAAUAAAUAAAUUCAACAAAAAAAUUAACUCAAGAAUAAACAAAAAUAAAAUAAUCGAUUACCAAAUAAAUAAGAAAUGAUAAAAAAAGUAAUGAUAUUUAAAGAAAAGCAAAGCAGUUAAUUAAUAAAAAAUAAAAUAGUCGACGAAUCCUAAUUCUCUCGAUCUACUUCGAAAACGCAGUGAAAGAAAUAAAAAAGUCCUAUAUACUUUUUUCAAUUUUCCAAUUUACCUCUCUCUCUCUCUCUCUCUCUCUUGCUCUCUCGUUCUCUCUCUCUCUCUCUCUCUUUCUCUCUGUCUGUCACUCUCCCUCUCUCUUCCUAAUUCACAUACGCAUACACCCCUCGUUAUCUCUCAAACUUCUAUGUCCUUUGUCUCACAGUCAAUCGAAGACACACACACGUGCGAGUGGUACAGCAAGUGCGUGUCUGUUGGAAUAUACAAAAAUGGGACCGAGAACGAGUUUUAAUCUUUUCUUUAUUUUUAUUUUCUAGCUCAAGAAUGUAUCAAAAAUUUCGUUGCGAAUGUUUUUUUCAUUGUGUAUGUCAUAAGUAUCAGGUACUUUAAAAUGUAAACUUAAACUGGCCGAAAUAUCGUGAUAAGUCGUGAAGAUUAUUGUCGCUUGCUUGACUACAAUCAUCCGACCUAUCGCGCAAUUUCAUCGCCACUAGAGUAUUGUUAUCGGAGUUAUCUCGUAAGUUAUGCCGAAGACAUGAAUACUAUAAUAUUGUGUUUUAUCAUAAAUGAAAUUAGCAUUGUUGCCGUAAGAAAGAAAAAAACUCUAAAUUCAAUGAGCUCUUGCAAAUCGAAAAAAUUUGCAUUGUAAACACUACAAAUAGUUGUAUUUAUUUAAACAUACAGCGUGCAAAGAUGUAGCGAAAGAACAUUUUAGGGGUGCGAAUGUUAUCUAGCGCACGCGCGCGUAGGUUUUGUCGCCUAAUUAUUAUCAAGCAAAAAAUAUAUAUACAUAUAAAUAAUUAAAUAUAUCUAUAUAUAUUGUAUCGACGCCUCGGAGCUAUUGAAUAUACAAAUAUGUUUCAUUGUAUGAGCUGGCCUUGUACCACCUUAUGCGGCAAAUUAAAAAAAAACGCAAAGGAUAAAAUCCUAUUAAUACAAAUGAUGCGAGUUGUACGAACACACAUUUUCUUUUCGGCGUUUAGGUCUUUUCAUCCUCGUGCAAUUAGCUGAAAAUCGUGUUCAAAUAACAAAAAAACAAGAAAAGAAAAUGAUACAAAACGAAAAACGAAGAAAAUAAUAUAAAAUGUAUAACAACGUAAAUGAUAAUUAAACUCGUAGGGACAGUCUCCUACUAAGGGAACAACUAUCGUAAUUUAAUGGACGUAAGGGGAGAGAAAGAGAGAAAGGAUGAACAAACAAGGCAGAUAAAACAAACGAAACAAGCAAAAAACACUAAUGAAAAAAAAGCGAGCAUGUGCAAAGCGAACUCGUAAUGUUAAUACAUACAAGAAUUUCGAUGUAAAUAGAUUGUGAAUUUGAGAUCGUCUUUAUAUUUUAGAAAGAAGCACAACGUUUGUUACGAGGAAAAAAUGUUACUCUAUAAUGGCUCUAACAUUAAAUUUAUUAAAUUUGUUAGCAG